GGAGGAACCAGACACACCGAGUAUUUAUUAAUAGAGAUUAAACUCCGCGUCGUGUCGUGCCGUGUGCAAGAGCUCUCCCGCGCAGGACGCACGCCGCUAGGGCAGUCUGACUCAGACCGUGGUCCAGAAAACGAUUUCCACCGAAAUAAACACGAAACUCGUGCCUAGAGAAAGAAGGAAAGAUAGAAAGAAAGAAAGGAAGGAAGGAAGAAAGGAAGAAAGAGAAAUAGAGAGGAAAGGGUAGUAGAAUACUCUUCUCCGUUAAGUAACAACAGAUAAGAAACCCUUUGGGAGAAGCGUAUAUAGCCUCAAAGCGGAUUAUGAUAAACUUUGAAUGCUUUUGACAUUUUUGAAUCAGUGUUAAAGUAUUCGCCUUUCUAUCUUUCUCUCUUUUUUAAUGUGAUUAUGCGGAUAAAAGAAUUGUUAAAAAAAGUUUUUGACAUUUUUAUUUCUUUAUGUGCAAUUUCAUAUCUAUCUCCUAUGUGUGUGUUUUCCAUAUAGAUACGUAUGUAAACGUAUAAAAUAUAUACUGUGAGUUAAGUUUCUAUGUGUGCGCGUUUUUAGUGCACGUUUAGUGCGUAGACCAAAGACGACUUAUUGCACUGUGACGGAUACGCCGGUUGCACCCACGUACCAAACGGAUACGAGAAUUUUGUCUAAUGGACGUCAUUUAAGUCAAACGUUCGGUAUUUCCUCGCCUGGAGAUCGUUGAGCAUCGUAGUGCUUUUAACGCAUGAAUCGACUUAACUCUGAUAAACGUCUCCUGGAAACAGUUUCUGAUACUUGAGUUAAGGGACUACUGGAAUUUUGAAGUUCGCCAGAUGUUUCUCCUUCCAGUUCCGUCAGUGUUUUCAUUAUAGUUAACCGAGGGCGUUGAAAUUUCGGUCCAUCGUCUCUGAGGAAACGAUCUCACGACGAUAACUGAACAUUUCAAUGCUCUCUCUUAUGUUUUCUAGAAUAAUUGAAAUCGAAGCGCGAUAUAUGACUCAUUUAUGAUAUGAAAAAUUCAUCGAAACGUUUCUUUCAUACCUUUUCGACUGUACGUGUAAAAUGUUCAUUAAAAAAAAAAAAAAAAAAAGAAACAAAGAAAAGAAAACUAUUGAAGUCGAUAUAGAGAAUGACAAAUGAAUUUUGAAUUAAUUAUUGAACUUUUUAACAUACAACAUUAUAACUAUUGGAUCUGAGUUAAAAAUAGCUUAUUUCAAAACUGAGAAAAUGAAUUUUUUCCCGUUGUAAUAAUUAUUAACAGGAGUAUUUCAUUAGAUAAAAAUAUUUUCAGUCGUAUAAUAGAUCAAAUACUUUCAAUUUGUACAUAGAAAUAUCCUAAUUCUAAGGUAUAAAGCACGUUUUUCCUUGUGUCCUUUAUAUUUCAUGUACCAUAAAAUAUAAUUAAAUUAACAGAUAAUAAUCAGGAUUUCAAUGAGAAAGAAUUAAAAUUAACUAAGUACUUAAACUCAAUUAAACUUCUAUUAUACGGAUUGUCGAUUAGACGGAUGAUUCAGUAUCUUCGAUUCUCGAAUGAUCAGUUUGGCAAAAAGUAACGUCCAAAUUUAGUACGAUCUACGCUCCGACGAACCCUCUUUAUUAUACUCGAACGUUCGAUUAACUCGAAACAAUUGCUUCGCCACUUGUAAUUUAAGCGCUUGACAGUUGCGUAUUGGCUAACGCAACUAUUAUUACUAUCUUUCUUGGCAGUAAGUACGGCGCCCAAAAUGGAUACUAUACGAGAAUAUCGCGUUUGUAUUUUUUUGACGUAGACUAGUCCUUAUAAUUUUUCAUUUUAUAUAUUUUAAUUGACUAACUUCGUAAUUAUUAAUAUUAUUCACAGAAGAUGUUUAUGUCAUUGCAUUAAUUUUCAAUUCGGUCAAAUUUGAAAUGAUACAAUACUGUCAUGAUUAUUUUUGUACCAUUACGCGUUAAAAAUUUUUAUCGAAACUGUUAUCGAAGCUUAUUUGUAUCGAUAAAGAAACAUUUAGAUUUUGAUUUCUCAGUAAUUCAGUGAUAAAUCCAAUAUUCUUAAUUUAAAAUCACAAGUUUUUUGUAAUUAUUACAAUAGAUUGCUUUUGUUAAUCGUUUUCUUAUGUAGAAGUUUUAAUUGUACAACAAAAGUAGAUAGUUCUGUGACGUGCUAUAAAUUAUUUCAUUAUGACAACGAAGGUCACGUUUCAAGUUGCAUACGUUUAACGACUAUCUAACAAAGAACAACGUACAUUAUUAAAAACAUUAUCGUAAAAGCUAUUCAAAGGAAAUGUUCUCAUCAAAAUUAAAUAAUGACGAAGAACCAUGUCACAGUGAGUCAUCUUACCUGAUAGUUAUUUACAUUUUUCAAGUGCUUAUUUGUUAUUUAUUCGAAUGUUCAGAUUAUCUUCAAGAUAAAAAAAGUUAUUAUUAACAAAAGUUCAAACGUAAUAGAUCAUAUUCACAAAACGGAAGUGUUUCGAUAAAUACGUAUAAAGAAUAUAAGUUAGAAGAGAUAUGUCAACAAAAAUUAAUAUAUUUACUCCCCUCAACCCAAUUAUACAGAUAGAAAAGGUAACAGAACCCGAUUUCAAAAUUUUCCCGAUAUUCUUCGACGGAAAGUCGUCUCGUAAAGGCAAAACAGGGUCUAACCCACGCGAUAAGUAAACCCACAGGCAUUCACGCAUCAGCAAUAAGUAUCAUCGGACGAAUGCGAGAUUUUAGUAUCGUUUUGGUGUGCAAGAAAUAAAACAACUUACCGAGAGGAAAACUAUAAACGAAUUAACAUUGAACCUUUUUCAUUCCAUUCCAUUACAUAGGGAAAAUUGUAUAAAGUAAGUAUAAAGUAAGAGUGAAGUGUAAUGUUACAAUGUUACUUCGGUCUUUGAGCGAACUUCCGUGUAUGAAGUGGAACAUGAUGUAAAAAAUAAAAGAAAAAAGGAGAACGAGAAAAAGAGAGAUAGUAAAAAGAAAAGUGCAAAACAGUAUUUGAAAAACUGCGUUUUAGCACGGACUUUGAUGUCGCGUAGCGACAGAACAUAAAGGAAACGUGACGAGUGUAACCCGAUGUGAUGCACGCUAGUGAGAAAAGUAUCGCUAUGCUGUAAAAGUGCUAGAACGACGAAACCGCAAAGAUUGACAAAUGAUGAUAGUGCUUCUGUUGUGCGUCAUCAUGAAGAUAGCAGAAUUCUCUGCUGGUCGCGUGAGUCCGUCACUUCAACCAUCGCGACGUCGACAACGGCCACGAAAAAGGCCACCGCCAUCACCACCAUUGCGACAACAACAUGAACAACAGCAAUCACCCUCCUUGUCCUGUCGUAAACGACAGGAUUGGAAUUAUUAUCGAGUUCCAUGCGAUAAAUGCAUGUAUUUUCUUCAGAAACAGUGUGCAGGCAAAGGAGCUGCAGUCAUGGAAGAUCCGCAAACACCAGGAUCGGAUUGCAAUUCCAAUCCUGCAACAGAUUCUAUGCAGCAAGAUCUUAUUGGUUCAGACUUUAUACAAGACAAUGUGGAAUAUCAGUGGUGUACAGAUUAUGGAUACAAAGAUGGAGGAUUACAUGUCCAUCCUAGUGUUCUGUCUUCACUCUCUGCAUCAUAUUCCCGGGAAGAUGUGGGUUAUUAUGAUGAUCUGUCUCGUAAUUUGGAUGCUAAUUUAGCAGAAAUUGAUAUGGAAAGUUUUCGUAGUGCAGACAUCCACACUCUUCUUACUGCUUUACCAGUUAUGUGUACUGAUCCAGUUCAACAUUCAGAGUUUAACUAUCAAAGGGAACGUUAUGCCAGUAUAUCUGGCUCCGUCAUGGAAAAACUUGACAUCGGUUCUUCAAUCAGCCCACACACCAGCAGCCAGGGAGAAGAAUCUGCUUGUUCAACAACUGAUACAAUGUCUAUAUGCAAAUCAUCAUUAUUAUUCUCUCCUGUGAAAGAAACACCUGUGCUACCGCCAGCAGGUAGUUACAGUGUAGAUUCAUUGGACUGUGAAGAUAUGCUGUUAACUUGUCAAGCAAAUAAUAAAAAUAAUUAUACUAUUGCUUUUGAAGGUAGUAUUACAAUGUAUUCUGAUAGUUCUCCAGAUUUCGAAAAUCAAGAAAAACCAGAAACAUACGAAGUACCAGAAACUUACUACAAAAAAAAGGGGUUACGAAGAACUAUAUUAGAUUCGUCAAUGGUGUGUUCUGAUUCUAAAAUAUAUACUACUUGGAGUAAUUUAAAACAUUCUUCCAUGAAUAAGGUUAUAACUCGACAUCCUUCGGGCAAUAACAAUACCAUUCCAAAUUUUUUACAUGGGACAGGAAAUACAACUAUAUCUAUGAAUAAAAGGAGUCAAAGCUUACCAGAUCUUACACGAAUUCAAGAAUCACCUACUAAUAUUCAUCUCAAUUUUUCUGUUGAUUCUGCUGAAUCAAAUAACCACCCAUUACAAUCACACAAUUCAGGCUCUGCAAUGAGUCGAUCUGUAAAUGACGAAAAUUCCGAUGGUAGUGGAAAUAUUUCUUCUGGGAAAAAGUUACAAAAUUUAAGCCUAGUAAAAUUGUUUAUGAAACAAAAGAGUAUGAGCGCUGAAGGAAUGAGUCUUACUUUGGAUCAAUCUGAUUCCAUCAGUGAUAGUGGUUGGCCUACAAGCAAUAGUGCUAGUGAUAGUGGAACUAAUACAAAUACACAAAUACAGCGAAAAAAUAUAAAUACAUGUACUCGUCCACUUCCUGAAAAAGAUUUUUCUAUAAAUUGGGUUCGUAGUGAUUGUUAUAAUAAUAAAGAAGUAAACAGUCUAAAAGAUAAAUUGGCUGACAUUCCAAAUACUUUUACAAGCAAUAAGGAAAAUAAAGAUGACAUGAUUUCAUCUGCCUCGGUCGAAGAAUUGUCGGAAAGCAUAACUAAAUCAGAACUCGUACAUGACAGUGAUAUCGAACAAAUAGAUUUUGAAAUUUCACAGGAUGACUUGGAAUGCCAUUCAAAACAUUUACGGGUUUUUCAGGAAAAUAAAUCUGUAAUAUCUAAAACAACAGGAAUUCAAGCAAUGGUCGAAACAGAAGAUAACGAAGUGCAAACGUCACUAAUUUACAAAGUACCUGCAGAAAGAGAUAGCCCUUCUAUACGGGAAACGAUAGUUAAUAAAAGGCCUGUUUAUGUUGUAUAUCCUAAUUAUACGUUACCAGAUCUUUCAUUUCUUAAUAUUAAAGAUACGAAAUUAGACAAUGUAGCAUUAAAGCCUCAAUGUUAUGAUAAAAGUAAACCAGGAUGGAAACAUUCAAAUAGAUGCAACAGACCGUUCUCUUGUAACGAUAUCGAUGCGCUUAAACAACGUGGAUUUUCACACGUUAAGGAUUGGGAGUCGCUAACAUUCCUUUUACCUACUGAAUAUAAAAAAAUAUUACAUGAUGUGCCAGAAGUUUCGGAGCAUAUCAAUAUCAAUGAACAAACUAAAAAACCAUUGUUUUGUUUAUCUCCCCCAAUGCGACAUAAAACAAGACCAAUAAGUGAACUUAUACCAAAUAAUACUUCCUCAACUAGUAGUACUGCUACGCAGCCAUCUUCUGGAUAUCGAGGCUCAUCUACGAUCUUGACGGAUUCCUCUACAAAUCAACAGCUACUUCCUAAUAAUGUAGCUAAUCCAUUAUACCUGUAUCGCUAUGAUAGCAUUAGUUCUGAAGCAAGUUUAGUGAGCAACGAUAAGAAAAUUCAUAGAACUGUUAAUCAAGCAAAGCAAACCUAUCCUAAUUUACCUAAACGGUCCAUUUCAUUACCUUAUGGAGAUAGAGAAUCUGAUUGCUGCAAUGGCAAAGUGCCACCAAGACCUCCUUUACCAAGAAGUAUCUUAAGAAAGAAUAAAGUUCCCACAAGUAAGAGAUAUAGUAUGUUUGAAAUGGGAGGAGUGGAAGAAGUAGAAGAUCAGUGUCCUGAACCAAAUAAAAGAAUGUCGUUACAAGAACCAUAUUAUAUGAAUAAUGAUUUACAACUAUUAUGCCGCGGGAGAAUUAUCGAUUCAGAAAAAGAUGUUGACGAAACAGAAGAAAAAUGUAAUACAGAGAGACUGAAUGAAGUUGUUAAUAAUACGAACGUAGAUUAUGAAACUUCUCAAAAUAGUGAAGAUGAUAUAAAGCAAUUAGAAGAAUUUUUAAAACGUAGUGGUUUAUCGUCAGAAAGUAGCGAAGGAGAUAAUGAAGAUCCCGAAGUUAAAUUAAGAUCGUACGUGAGAAAAUUUUUAGCACUUAGAAUGAAUAAAGAUGUAGUCAAAAACAUUGAUAUGGCUGAAUCACAAAAAAAGACUGUCAGUUUUGCUUUACACGAAAAAAAACGAUAUUCAGAUGAAAAGCCAAAUAAUGCAAAUGCCCCGACGAAUGAGCACAAUAAAGAUAGAUGUUUUCAGGAUCUAAACAAAGAAAUCAAUACUGAGAACAAAGUGGAUUUAGAAGAAAAACGAAAUAUGAUAUCAUCCACAAGCAAAGCUGUUGACUUACUACUCAAAUAUUGGAAUGCUGAACCUACUAAUGGUCGGCAAAAUUAUAAUGAUAAAAAUGAAUGUGCACAACUUUGUUUGAGUAAUCUCUGCCCAACUUUGUAUGCUAUAAUGUCAGAUGGUCUAAAAUCACAUUUGCAGUCUACUUUUGGUCCAAUAGCAAACAGUGUAUGGCAAGUUGUUGAGGCUUCUGCUCAGCAAGGGCCACUUACAAAAACAUUGAACGAGUUAGUUCAAAAGAUUAAUGGCGAAGAUAUUAUUACUGAGGGAAUGCUUAAAUUUCAUGCAUUUGUAUUUGGUCUGUUGAAUUUGCGAGCUUUGGAUGCUUGGUUUGCAUAUUUAUGUACAAGAGAAUCGAUUUUACGGAGACAUUAUAACAGUAAUAGUUUAUUUACCGGAGCAUUAGCAAAUACCGACGUUCGAGAAGUUGUUGAUAAUUUAUUAGAUAUUUUACAUCCUCUAGCAUUUUGCCCAUUUCAGCUUGAUCUUUUAUACCAAUAUCGACAAUUACAUAAUAGUUUCGGUAAUAUGAACAAUUAUAAUAUAGAUGGACUAAAUUUUAGAAAUGUUGAUUUACUUCAAAAAGAUCAUCAUUUUGAAAAAGCAGAUAAUUGUGGAACUGUAUUAAGUCCAAGAAAAAUACGUCCACGGUCUUGCGUUAAUGUUUAUAAUGAUUAUGACGAUAAGUCUAUCAUUGCACAUAAAACUGAUCUUGAAAAUGUUGUAAAGAAACGUUUUAACAACACUGUCGGGACAAAAGUAUUGCAUGGUUUAGAAAAAUUAGCUUCCGAAGAUUCCGAAGAUUAUACUGAUAGCCUUGAACAUUCUCCAUUGAAUAGAGGGGCAACAAAACAAAUGAUUCCUAUUAAAUCAUUAAGUCCAGAUUCUAAAAUGGACGAUGAAGAUACGAUUACCGGAGAAACUAAAUUUAGGAAACUACAAGAAAAAUGGGAAUUGAUGAUUGGGAAAGAAGAAACUGGAAAAAACCAACCGGGAACGGCAUUACCCUUAUCGCCUAUGCGAACACCUGCGAAUUUGGGAAAAUCAAAAAUACCACGACUUUUAACAUCACCUAUUAAACAACCAAAUGUAGCAAUAGGAUCUGUAAAAACUGUUAAGUCUCCUAUCUCUGGAAUACCUUCUUUGAAAAAGCCGGUUACAUUAUCAACUACCAAAACAGUAUUAAUGAAACCAAUAGAAACAAGGGGGAAAAGUAUACAAGAAACACGACGUACGAGUCGUGUAGAUCAAGACAUAGUCGGAACGUCGCGGGCUCAUUUGUCACGACCUAGCUCUUUACCUUAUAAAUCCUAUGGAGUUAUGUCGAAAGAGAAGAAUCUCCUAUCUCCUCAAAGACGAGCUGCUUCCACAUCUCUACCAAGGCCAAAUACAAUUACACGUAAUCCUCCAAGGAAACAACCGCUAAAAGAGGUUCGCACAGUUACAAAUAGGGUACCAUCGAAUAAUGGGCAUCUGUCAUUUGCAGAAGGUGAAAGAUUGAAAGUUAUAUUAGAAAUUGAUAAUAAAUGGUUAUUGUGUGCAAGAGGUGAUAGAAAAGGUUUGGUUCCGAGAAUGUGUGUGCAUACUAUUCAGACUUAGCCCUUCUAUUGAUAUUAAUGAGAUUCUUGAGUAAAUUGAUUAAGAAGAAGUGAAAGUGAUGUGCUUUGAAUGAAUGCAAAAAAAGAUUAAUUAAAUGGUGUCGUAUGUACAGUGUAUUAAAGAAAAGGCAUAGUAUAUGAUUUUGAAAUUAUAAUUUAGUGAUAUUGCUUGCGAAGUCACUGUUUAAAGCUUCGUUUGCAUAGACUCGUGAUAGUAUUACCACUCAUAAUGCCAUUGACAAACCAGCCCGACUGCUUUUUAUUUCUGGUCCGGCCAGCGCAGCGACUUCUGGACGCCUGUGAAAAAGCUUCGCAUUUUCACAAUAUUGACGACCGGCAACUUUUUACGUUCGUCUCCCCAUUUUCGAUCUGAACCCCGUUGGGGCUCGCACACCCCCAAAUCUCCGUUAGUUUUAUCAUCAUGCUAAUUAUUAUGCAUUACCAUUACAUAUUAUUAAUUUUGCAUAAUAGCUACACUUGUUUUACUUUCGCUUUUAUGCAUUAGGCACGACCGCUACUAUAUACAAUAUUUUAAUGUUAAAAUACAAUUAAAUUAAUGAUUGAAAAUUAUUUUAAGAAUUUAACAAUUUAUUUGAAAUUUUAAGCAGAAUUUUACAUUAUAAUAGAUAAAAUAUAGAAUUCUAAUUCUAUAAAAAAUUUUUCUUUGUGAUGACUAUAAAGACACCCUGAUAGUGAUAGUGGUCGUGACUAAAAAAUUAGAGGUUCUGCUAGUCAUAAGCUUUUAAAACCUCAUUAUAUUUAAAUGAACAUAUACCUAUUUAUAACUAAAAUGUACAUAUAUACAGUAAUAUGAUGAUAAAGACACAACGGUCAUAUAUAAUAUAAUAACUUAUAAUAUUAUGAAUGUAACUGUGAUCAUAGCAAAUAGGUGCAUAAGUUGAUUGAUGCGAAUGUGCGAAAAAAUUUCGUUUGAUUUUUUAUGUAAUUUUAAUAUUUCAAUCACGUCCAAUUUUCAUAAAACAUCAUUAUAUCGGUUUUAUUUAGCAUAUAAAUUAUUACCAUGUCGUGCGCUUAUGAAUCGCAAUAAUCACAUUUUUUUACUUGCUUCAUGUAUUUCUUAGUAUGUGACAGCAUACAGUGUAUUCAAAUAAAAUCUAUUAUAAUGACAUAUA
Molecule: messenger RNA, 9143 nt
Organism: Vespa crabro (European hornet)
Lineage: Eukaryota; Metazoa; Arthropoda; Insecta; Hymenoptera; Vespidae
Exons: 13
Coding region: 3101-8011 (1636 amino acids)
Cellular component (GO): cytoplasmic vesicle
Molecular function (GO): protein binding
Source: RefSeq, a predicted model, not a curated record